AUGGAUAUGGAGCUAGAUGUUGUGAGCACGGAGGAGUGGGCCAAGACCUUGUUGCAUCUGUGUUUCUGUAUGGUCUUGGGAUGGACGAACAGCAUCAUGAUGUUCAGGUUCCGCAUCUUUGCAACGAUGAUGGUAGGCAACACCAUUCUUAUGGGAGUGUCCUUGGCAUGCCAGGAAGGCUUGGUGGUGACGCCUGAUGAGAUCAAGCUUUGUCCUGCUGAGUUUCCGCCUCGGUACUACGCUGAACUCAUCCUUCUUUUUGUUUGCGGUGCGUUCUUUCACGGGCUGAUGGAGAAAGCUCAUGGCUGGACACCGCGAGCCUUUGCACCAAUGAUCGUCCUGGUGAUUGUUGUGGAAGAAAUUCGAGAGCGCUGCUUUGGAUCCAGCUCGACAUCUGCUCAUGAUGACAAGUACUAUGCCUAUCUGCUGGCACCCAUCUUCGGCGUCACUGGUUCCAUCUCGAUGAAAUGUGGACUGCAAGGCGUGCCCUGGGCAGCCUCUGGAAACAUGCUCAGUGCCGCUUACCAUUUUGCACAUUACCUCCAAGGCUUUGCCGCUGAGGACCUGAAGAAGGCAUUGAUCCCGUUCGGCAUGUGGGUGUUCUUUUUCAUCGGGGUAUUCCUCGGAAACUCUCACCACAGCAGGUUCAGCCUCAUUUGCAUCUCUGUUGCACUGGCGCUGCUCUUCCUGGCCAUGAGUGUGGUUCUGCCCAAGAAGAAGAGACAAUUGGGGCCUGCAUUCGCAGAUCCCUGA
Molecule: messenger RNA, 753 nt
Organism: Symbiodinium natans
Lineage: Eukaryota; Dinophyceae; Suessiales; Symbiodiniaceae
Source: the annotation of a GenBank genome assembly